This is a messenger RNA of Magallana angulata, 3380 nucleotides long. RefSeq lists its product as uncharacterized. Gene Ontology annotation, molecular function: metalloendopeptidase activity; zinc ion binding; calcium ion binding. Gene Ontology annotation, biological process: proteolysis. Lineage: Eukaryota; Metazoa; Mollusca; Bivalvia; Ostreida; Ostreidae. Gene Ontology annotation, cellular component: membrane. The transcript is spliced from 26 exons. Bases 176 to 3139 code for a protein of 987 amino acids. The record is from RefSeq and is a predicted model, not a curated record.
UUUUUAUCAACAACCAGAUAAUCACAUAUACUUUCUCGAGUGUCUCCAUUCGCUGCACUUCAGCGGAGAAGAAAAUGCAUGCUAAGUGUUACGCCCUUGAACAAAAUUAGGUUAAGUUUUAGAGAAUCGGAUAUAAAUAAGCCGUCGAUGACUAGAUUCCAUAUCAUUCGACGAGAUGACACUCACUCUGAAGCAAGCAACAAUAGUUGCCCUCCUUUUGGGUAUAUGUUGGUCGGAAGAAGUUUGGGCAAAGAAAUCAGCUUUUACAAAUCGUAUCCUUGAAGAACUACGCUCCCAGAUCAGCAAGGAAACGAAUCAAAACUUGGAACUAUCUGCAGUGUCCGAAAGAAAUUUGAACCCGAUGUUAGAAAAAACACUUCACUUGAAGCAAAGAACUGAUGACAAUAAAUCAGAUAAAGAAGAUACUUUUGGCCAGACGAUUCUGAUAAACGGCAAGGAAUAUAAGCCCAAAAUACCCGAUGGUUCAAACCCAAUGAACCUUGAAACAAGAAAUUUACAACAGGAACCUAGACAAGAACAGCGUAUGAUAAAAAGGAAUUUUGAAGUUGACAUCCAGAAAAAACUGUGGGCAAACAACAAAGUUCCAUAUGUGAUUAUUGAGACUUCAUUCGGAAACAAUGUGGCAACUGCAAAGUCUUUAAUUAACGCUGCCAUCCAACAGUUUAAGGAAUCGACGUGCGUGGAAUGGGUACCUCGAACAGACGAAACAUACUAUGUUAAGUUCAUAGGCAAUGAUUAUGGAUGUUAUGCGACUGUUGGAUUCAAGCCGUUUAGCAGGGGGCAGAUAAUCAACUAUGCAGCCGGAUGUCUUGAGAUAGAGUCUGUUUUACACGAGAUGUAUCACACGAUUGGUGGAAACCAUGAGGUACAGAGGUUGGAUAGAUCUAGCUACCUGACGGUGCUUUGGGACAACACCAAACAAUUCCAAUUCAAGCAGUACGUCGUGGAUAAGGUUACACGCGACCGGUUUCCUUAUGACUAUCAUUCAGUCAUGCAAUAUAGAAUGAGUACGUUUCCACGAUACGCAGGACAAAAUACUCUGAAGCUUAAAGAUCCUGAAUUGGAUUACCUGGCAACAAAACCAAAAAUAGGACUUUCGUACAUUGAUAUUGCAGAAAUAAAUGAUGCCUAUCAAUGCACAGAGGGGUGUACAAACAAAUGCCAGCAUGGUGGUUUUCCCAUAAAGCCAGUAGGAGGAACCUGUAAGUGCAAGUGUCCAUCAGGUUUAAAAGGAGACAGCUGUGAAGAAGUUGAUACUAGUAACGGUUGCGGUGGAAUAAUAACACUGGAGACAGGAAAAGAACAAGUUAUCACAAUUCAGGCUUAUCAACAAGGCAGAGAAUGUACCUGGCUUUUUAAGGGAGGCCAAAGAUCUAUCAUCCGGGUGUACGUUACUGCUGUGGAUCUCCCAUACGACUCUACCAAACAAUGUCAACACUGGUUAGAGUUCAGGGACUAUCACAUAGGGACACCAGGGAAAAAACUUUGCGGACGUUCGGAAGAGGGCAUAAAACUAUAUGCAAAAGACGUAGAAGAGGACCCUGCAAUGAUGAUGAUGAGAUUUAACACCAAAACACACGUGUCAUCGACUGAAUUUCACUUCUUCCAAUUAACUGUCACGGCAUAUCCAUCAGGUUGCGUCUCCUCUCCGUGUAAAAAUGGAGCUAGUUGUGCUGAGGGAAUCGGCCAUAUGGCUUACGUAUGUUACUGUAAGAAUGGUUUCACUGGUACUAACUGCGAACGAUUUGAAGAUGACAGCUUUAACUCAUGCGACUUUUCGAGGGACUUCCAUACCUGCCUUGUACACCAGGAUAUCACCAACUCUGAUUUCUUCUGGUUGUUUACUACGUAUAUUUGUCCAGACGCCAACUGUAAUACUGGUAUAUAUACAUCACAGAGUGAGGGGAACCAGUUUCUAACAAUCAACCCGCUAUAUAAUCAAUAUAAACUUUACAAUAAAAAGUCGUAUCUGAUAUCAGACGUCCAGUUCUCAGAGAAGGUCCGCUGCCUGACUUUCGACUACAACAUAGGUGAAAACAGCAAUGGGGACUACCAGACAAUUGUACGAGUUCACAGAGAAGGGCAGGGCAAAGAAGGGAUAACUAGAGAGCAGCUAUGGGAGGUCAACUCAUCAACAAAUUACACGUGGAACAAAGCUAGCAUUGACAUUCAUUCUAUGAGGAAACUCAAGAUUGUAAUAGAAGCUGUUAUGGGCCCACAGGAACUUGGAAUAGACAACAUGAAGCUUCGGCCAGGCUUAUGCCAAGAGAGUGCCUGCAACCCAAAUCCUUGUAAAAAUGGUGGAACAUGUAAAUCUUCGGGUAAUCCAGCAAAAGCAUACACCUGUACUUGUUCGACUGGGUACACGGGUAUCAAUUGCGAAGAAAUAAGUUAUUGUAGUGUGAAUCCGUGUCGAUAUGGCGGGGAAUGCCGUCCUAUUGGAACCGGCAUCAAAGGAGGAUGUGUGUGUAAACAUGGCUACUCGGGGCAAUAUUGUGAAGUCCAAGGUACUCCCUGUAGUUUGACUCCUUGUAAAAAUGGUGGAACCUGCGUCCCAGCAACAUCAGGCGAUGACAUGCCUUACACUUGUAACUGUCUACCAGGGUACAUUGGUGAAAACUGCGAAGUUGUUACUUGCACAUUCGAAACUGACAAGUGGUGUGGUGUAGAAAGUUACGGCCUUAAAUCGGAUCGUAUUACUUGGACCAUACACGAGGGUCCGACCCCUAGUCCAAGCACUGGGCCGAUGAAAGCAGCGGAAGGAAAAAGGUACCUAUACCUCGAGGGAUCUGGUGUUGACGCAGGUGCAUGGUCACAAUUUCAUAUGAUAAGGGAGAAAGAUGUAACAGAGGGGGAUUUCUGUCUGUCGUUUUACUAUUCAAUGGUGGGCACAGAUGUUGGGGAUCUUAAAGUGAUUCUCUUUGACUCAAAUAUCUGGAACUACAGACUCAAACUUACAAGAUCGGGGCCACAAAUAGGCGGAGAAUGGCUCAAGUAUGAAGAAACCGUGACCAUGUACAAGAAUACAUAUGUCCUGUUUUAUGGACAAAAAACAAGUUCUGGAUUCCGUUCGGAUAUCGCCAUUGACAACAUUCAACUCAAACCUGGGCAGUGCUAACCAUAAAUAUAUAUUACAAUGUACUACUUUUACCUGUAAUGAUAAUCCUGUUAUCUAAGUUAUCAUUGUGAAACUCUUGCAUUUAAAAUAAACCAAACUACCGUCUAUAUUAUUAUUUUCAUACGAAAAUCGAUUUCUUCUACAAUGCUAUGAAGAAAAAAAGGUUAACGAUAUCAUAUAGUUACAUAUAGUUUUUCAAUAUGAAUAAACAAUUUACAGACUCAGAAUCAUUUUGUUUGUA